Molecule: messenger RNA, 336 nt
Organism: Penicillium pulvis
Lineage: Eukaryota; Fungi; Ascomycota; Eurotiomycetes; Eurotiales; Aspergillaceae
Exons: 1
Coding region: 1-336 (111 amino acids)
Source: RefSeq, a predicted model, not a curated record
AUGCACGAUAGUGCUGGAGAUGGGCAUAUAACCUGCUCUACCGGUGGUAGCACAUCUGCUGUCUGCACUGAAAUGAUUUCGACUAAUGGCUUGAAUUUCCUCACUGAAACAAAGACCUUGAACCAGAAUCAAAUUACCUUCUUGGCUGUUACUAUUACCGCCGGUCCUACUGCGACAUCGGCCAACACCGCCGCUACAUCUACAGACACCACCGCAUCGAUAAUUCCCAGUGGGUCUGGGACAGGGUCUGCUAGUGGGGAUGUGCCUAAGAUUACCGCACCUCUGCAGGUCAUUAUGGGUGGACUGGCCGUGGGAUUAGUGGCCUUUGCCUUAUAA